GUGGUCCGGCAGAUCGACAAGCAGUUCCUGGUGUGCAGCAUCUGCCUGGAUCGCUACCACAACCCCAAAGUGCUGCCGUGUCUGCACACUUUCUGCGAGAGAUGUCUCCAGAACUACAUCCCUCCACAGUCCUUGACGCUGUCAUGUCCGGUGUGCCGGCAAACGUCCAUCUUGCCCGAGAAGGGUGUGGCGGCGCUGCAGAACAACUUCUUCAUCACCAACCUGAUGGAGGUCCUGCAGCGAGAAGCCGAGUGCAGCCGACCCGAGGCCCGGAACGUCCUGGAAUCGGCCAGCGCCGCUUCCUCUUGUCAGCCUCUCUCGUGUCCCAAUCACGAGGGGAAGGUGAGCCCGUGCUGCGCUCCCGUCUUUUGGGGUUUUAUAGUAUGGCGUCAUCUUGUGGUUUACAGUGGAUCACAGGUGAUGGAGUUCUACUGCGAGUCGUGUGAGACGGCCAUGUGUUUGGAGUGCACGGAAGGCGAGCACAGGGAACACGUGACGGUACCGCUGAGGGACGUGCUGGAGCAGCACAAGUCAGCGCUCAAGAACCAGCUGGACACGGUUCGCAAUAGACUGCCUCAGCUGACGGCCGCCAUCGAGCUGGUGACGGAGAUCUCCAAGCAGCUGACGGAGCGCAAGGAGGGCGCCGUGACGGAGAUCAACGCCACGUUCGACGAGCUGGAGAAAGCCCUGCGCCAACGCAAGGACGCCCUGGUGGCCGAGGUGGAGAACAUCUGCGGCGCCAAGCAGAAGGUCCUGCAGGCCCAGCUGACGUCGCUGCUGCAAGGCAAAGAGAACAUCCAGAGCAGCUGCGACUUCACCGAGCAGGCGCUGAGCCACGGCAGCGCCGCCGAGGUCCUCCUGGUCCAGAAGCAGAUGGGCGAGCGGGUGGGCGCCCUGGCGCGCCACAGCUUCCCCGAGCAGCCGCAGGAGAACGGGCACCUGGAGUGCCAGGUGGAGACGGACGGCCUGCGCCGCUCCAUCCAGAACCUGGGCGUCCUCAUCACCACGGGGGCGGUGGGUCACACCAGCGUGGCCACCGGCGAGGGCCUGCGGCACGCGCUGGUGGGCCAGCUCACCGCCGUCACCGUCACCACCAAGGACAAAGACGGCGAGCUGGUCAAAACGGGCAACGCCGCCCUGCGCGCCCGCAUCGCCUCGGCCGAGGGGACGGAGGCCGCCCGCGUCGAGGUUUCCGACAACAAGAACGGCACCUACGAGGUGGCCUACACGGCCCGCGCCGAGGGCGAGUUCGUCUUUUCGCUGCUGCUCUACGAGCAGCACGUGCGCGGCAGCCCCUUCCGCCUGCGCGCCGUCAAGCCCUGCGACGUGCUGCAGUCGCCCGACGACGUCAAGAGGCGGGUCAAGUCGCCCGGCGGCGGAGGCGGGGGCGGACACGUCCGCCAGAAGGCCGUCAGGAGGCCCUCCAGCAUGUACAGCACCACCAAGAAGAAGGAAAACCCCAUCGAGGACGAGCUCAUCUACAGAGUCGGGACAAGAGGCCGUGACAAAGGCGAAUUCACCAACCUCCAAGGCAUCUCCGCCUCCAACAACGGUCGCAUCGUGGUGGCCGACAGCAACAACCAGUGCAUACAGGUGUUUUCCAACGACGGGCAGUUCAAGAUGAGGUUCGGCGUGCGGGGUCGCUCCCCCGGCCAGCUGCAGCGCCCCACGGGGGUGACGGUGGACAUGAACGGCGACAUCAUUGUGGCCGACUACGACAACCGCUGGAUUAGCAUUUUCUCCUCGGACGGCAAGUUCAAGAGCAAAAUCGGAGCGGGUCGUCUAAUGGGUCCCAAAGGCGUGGCCGUGGACAAGAACGGACACAUCAUCACUGUGGACAACAAGGCCUGCUGCGUUUUCAUCUUUCAGGCUAACGGGAAGCUGGUCACCAAGUUCGGAGCGAAAGGGACUUCCGAUCGACAUUUUGCAGGUCCUCAUUUCGUGGCCGUCAAUAACAAGAACGAAAUCAUAGUGACUGACUUCCACAACCAUUCGGUCAAGGUGUACAACGCGGACGGUGAAUUUCUGUUUAAGUUCGGCUCGCACGGGGAAGGCAACGGUCAGUUCAACGCACCCACCGGAGUAGCCGUCGACUCUAAUGGGAACAUCAUCGUGGCUGACUGGGGCAACAGUCGCAUACAGGUGUUCGACAGCUCGGGCUCCUUCCUAUCUUACAUCAACACCACGGCGGACCCCCUGUACGGCCCCCAAGGGCUGGCCCUCACUUCAGACGGCCACGUGGCGGUGGCCGACUCGGGUAACCACUGCUUCAAGGUGUACCGCUACCUGCAGUAG
Molecule: messenger RNA, 2295 nt
Organism: Nerophis lumbriciformis (worm pipefish)
Lineage: Eukaryota; Metazoa; Chordata; Actinopteri; Syngnathiformes; Syngnathidae
Source: RefSeq, a predicted model, not a curated record